This is a messenger RNA of Protobothrops mucrosquamatus (brown spotted pit viper), 1065 nucleotides long. Its product is annotated as epididymal sperm-binding protein 1-like. The transcript is spliced from 8 exons. Gene Ontology annotation, cellular component: cell surface. Gene Ontology annotation, molecular function: heparin binding. NCBI's taxonomy places the organism in Eukaryota, Metazoa, Chordata, Lepidosauria, Squamata, Viperidae. Bases 1 to 1065 code for a protein of 354 amino acids. The record is from RefSeq and is a predicted model, not a curated record.
AUGGCCUUUUCUGUAAUGUUCCUUGUAUACACAUGGCUUUUCACAUCAUUACUUAUGGAACUCGAAACACAAUCUCCACCAUGUGUUUUUCCAUUUCUUUAUGAGGGAAAAUAUUAUCCUUCGUGUACCACAGAUGGUUCCAGCAAGGAUAUGUCCUGGUGUGCAUUAACUGAUAACUAUGAUGAUAAACGCCUGUGGAAACAAUGUGCUAUUACUGAGUAUGGAGGCAAUUCAGGAGGAAAACCCUGUGUCUUUCCCUUUGUUUAUAUGACUCAUGUUUACUACACCUGCGCAGGCAAAUCUGACCGUAAAGGGCCAUUCUGGUGCUCUACGACUGGGAACUACGAUAAGGACAAGAAAUGGAGCUACUGUGCUGAUACCAGACUUGAUGCAAAUUAUCCUACUAAUCCAUGCGUCUUUCCUUUUAUCUUUGAAAAUAAUCUUUAUUCAUCCUGUACAACAGAUGGAAGAUCUGAUGGAAGGCUUUGGUGUUCUAUUUCAAGUAAUUUUGACAUUGAGCCUAUGUGGGUAUACUGCGAGCCUUCAGAUCCUGCCCCUUGCAGUUUCCCCUUCAUAUACAGGAACAAAUCCUAUUAUUCCUGCAUCACAGAUGGGAUUUUAUUCAAUCAGCUAUGGUGUGCCACAACUCCAAACUACGAUAACGACAGAAAAUGGAAAUCAUGCUCCCUUCAAGAAUAUGGUGGGAAUGCCAAUGGCCAGCCUUGUGUCUUCCCUUUCAACUACAAAGGAGAAAUGGUUACCACUUGCAUUGAUGAGGAUGAGAAGAAUGAGAAGAAUGGGAGAUUCUGGUGUGCCACUACAGAAAAUUUUGAUGUGGACAUGAAAUGGAGCUUCUGUGCUGAUACACGUUUAAACAAGAAAAAAGAUGCGGAACCAAAAGAGCCCUGUUUUUUUCCUUUUGCCUACAAAAAAAAGGUUUACUCAGCAUGUACAACCGAUGGUACUUUAAGCUGGAAACUCUGGUGCUCCCUCACCGGCAAUUAUGAUACAGAUAACAAGUGGAGAUACUGUGAUCCUUCAGAUUUACCAAGUGAAGACCCAUGA